ACGAUACCUAACGUGGUUUAAAGAGAGAAACCUGCAAGUCUCGUCCUGCUUUCAGGUGGCAGGACAAGCAGGAAGGGACUGGCAGCGAUGGAGGCAGGAAUAUUUAAGUACAUCUGCGGCAACCAGGGCGCAGUGAACGUGGACGAUAUUAGGUACAAUCUCUUCCCUGGAGAUUCAACCAACGACAUCCUCCGAAACCAGCAGAAGUUUGCCUUGUCGUUUGCAAGUGGAGAGCAGAAAGUGGUGGCGAGGACGAGUGUGAAGCUGUGCAGAGUUAAAGGCUGUGUGGAUGGAACUUGUACAGGAUUACACCUGUGCAAAAACUUCCUCUUCAGCGGGGCCUGUCACUACAGUCAGCAAGGACGAAUCUGCAGCUUCUCCCACGAGCUGAACUCUGGACACAAUCGAAAUGUACUGAGAAAGCACGAUCUGGAGGGUCUGGACAGGGCCGAGCUGUGCACGCUGCUCCUGCAGAGCGACUACAUGUUUCUGCCUUCUAUAUGUCACAAUUACAACAAUGGAGAAGGAGAGUUUGGCCGAUGCAACGAAGGCGCUGGCUGCAAAAGGCUUCAUAUCUGUCAGAACUUCGUCAGUCGUGACUGCGGCUGCCACAAGAACCACGAUUUUAACGCGACCCAGACGCUAAAAAACCUGCACGAUAGAGGGGUGCCUGUCGCGCUCAUUCCCUCCUUGAGGGGGAUUUAUGCCAAUAAAGAAGUGUUGAGGUUGGCUGACAUCAGGCGUGGUCAUGGCCAAAGGGGCAACCACCACGGCCGGCAUAACUCUGCAGAAAACAGCGGCGAAGGUCCGAGUCAAUUUACAAACAGAGGGAGAGGGAGAGGCGGGGCCCGACGUGCCAGAGGAAUGAGGGGGAACAUGGGGAACCGUACAGACCAGCAACUCACGGCUUCCCUCAGCGACAUCCUCGACAACCUCGAUAUGUUAGACCUGUACAGCGGGAUGGGUGAAGGUCUCAAUUCAUCCACCAGUGACAUUUCCGUUGCCGCCGAUGAUACUGACGCGAGCAGCGAAGGUGGUCGGGGUAGACAGAGGAGGAAAAACCUCCAACCUGGGAGAGGGAGAGGGACAGGGAGAGGCGGUUACCGGGGAAACAGUCAGCAGCCUCAGAGAACCCCAACGGAGAUAUGCAUGUACUUCAUUAAAGGACAUUGUAAACACAUGGAACGAUGUUUUAAGGCCCAUGACAAGAUGCCGUACAGAUGGGAGGUCCAGGACGGGGAUCGGUGGACCGCCUUGCCUGAAAAUGAAACGAUUGAGAAGGACUACUGUGACCCCCUCAAUUCUUACAGCACCAGCAGCCCGCCCGUGUAUUUUGACGCCAUGAUCUGUGGUGAGAAGAAAGUGCGCCGACUCUCGACCAUGAGCUCCGUGGUUGAGCCCAACUUCAUCCUCACCACCGAGUGGCUUUGGUACUGGGAGGACGAGCACGGAAACUGGAACCUGUACGCCGCGGAUGGUGAUGGACACAAACCUGCAGACAUGGACAGCGCCACGCUGGAGCAGAAGUUCCUGAACGACGACAAUGAUGUUGUGGAGUUCAUGGCUGGCUCGCAGGCCUAUUCACUCAGCUUUAAGGACAUGAUGCAGAUGAACAAGCGCUACGGCACCAUGAGGGUUGUGAGAAGACGCCCGCGGUUCGUCUCCAUUGUAAAUGUCCGAGAAAUCAGAGCAAGACGACCUCACACCAACUCUACUCCCGUUCCAGACAAUUGGGACAAGACCAAGAUCCCUCAGACAGGAUUCUCGAGAGUUUCAGUCAAACGCUCUUCAGACGAGUUUCAGGCGGUUGAAGCCCUUUUCUGUACGACUAUGCAAGGAUUUGACAUUACAAGUAUUGAGAGGAUUCAAAACAAAGCUCUGUGGGAAGUCUUUCAGUGGCAGAAGAACCGGAUGAAGAACAACAACGGUGGGCGCAAUGUGACAGAAAAACAACUUUUUCAUGGCACGGACUCUAAAGCCUUGGAAAACAUCUGCGAGGACAACUUUGACUGGAGGAUCUGUGGGGUUCAUGGAACGGUUUAUGGCCAAGGAAGUUACUUCGCCAGGGACGCCAAAUACUCUCACAACUACACGGGUGACUCUAUAAUCAGAAACAUGUUCCUCUCCCGGGUGCUGGUGGGGAGCUACACCAGAGGUGCUUCGGACUACCGGCGGCCUCCUCCCAAAGACGGUGCAGACAAAACCUUCUACGACAGCUGCGUGGACAACGUCACCAACCCGUCCAUAUAUGUUGUGUUUGACAAGCUCCAGAUCUAUCCUGAGUACCUGAUACAGUACAGGACCACUCACCCGCUGGUCGACUUAGUCAGUCGUGCAUCAGCAUCAGCACCGGUGCGACAACCAACAAUUACACCAAAACCAAUACUGAAACCAGUCGCACCCCCAAUAACAGCCGCUUCAGUGUUUCAAAGCAGCACAGCGUCCACAUCAGCAUCACUGCAACGACCAACAAUUACACCAACACUGAAACCAGUCACAGCUUCACUGUAUCAAAGCAGUACAGCAUCGGCAUCCACGUCAACAUCGGUGCACCAACCAACAAUUACACCACAACCAACACCGAAACCGGUCACAACCCCAAUAAAAAUAAACCCUUCAGUGUUUCAAAGCAGCACAGCGUCCACAUCAGCAUCACUGAAACCGGUGCCGACCAGGACCAGACCAGCUCAUUCGCUGUAUCAACCCCACACAUUGUCGUACCAGACAAGCACGGCCUCUCCCCUGUACCAACCCAGCCCAGCGAGGCAGUCAUUCCAACACUCCCCAUCCCUCUCUGGAAGACCAGAACCAAAGAAAAAGCCUGAUUCUUGCCUCAUAUCUUAAUGGCAAACGAUAAAGAAAAGGCAGACGGCGUCGAGUAACUUAAAGAACAUUGCAAAUAUCGCUUUAAUUUGAACAUUUACAUGGUAAUGUUUCUCAAUCAUACCAAUUCACAGGCUUCAAAAAUAUUAAUUCACAUGUUUCAGUCACACCAC
This is a messenger RNA of Cololabis saira (Pacific saury), 2996 nucleotides long. RefSeq names its product protein mono-ADP-ribosyltransferase PARP12-like. The transcript is spliced from 11 exons. Gene Ontology annotation, molecular function: NAD+ poly-ADP-ribosyltransferase activity; metal ion binding. The coding region runs from base 88 to 2844 and encodes 918 amino acids. NCBI's taxonomy places the organism in Eukaryota, Metazoa, Chordata, Actinopteri, Beloniformes, Belonidae. The record is from RefSeq and is a predicted model, not a curated record.